Molecule: messenger RNA, 972 nt
Organism: Penicillium olsonii
Lineage: Eukaryota; Fungi; Ascomycota; Eurotiomycetes; Eurotiales; Aspergillaceae
Source: the annotation of a GenBank genome assembly
AUGGACUCUGUUUCUGUCGAGCCGGAAAGCACAUUUGCGUACCAUGGUCUUGAGAUCAACGGCAUCGCACAUGCUGAGGUCGUGAAGUCACUGAUCAGGGAAUUCCUUGACUCUGUCAAAUUCGACCGCAGCCUUCCAUUUACCAAAGACCUUGAGCUCGAAUCCGCCGUGUGGACGUAUUUCAAGAGUUUGAACAUGGGCGCAAAAAUCGAAGAACCGGUUCAGAAAGCACUCAAAUUAUCCGUUACCCUGACGCAUCAGGCAUACACCAAUCUGCCCUUCGAGAACAAAGUGCUGUGCGCUGUACAGAUACUCUACAUGUUCCUGGUAGACGACAUCGCCGAAGAUUUUAUAGAUGACCUACGGUGCUUUUGUCAGAACUUUAUCCUUAACAAUGGUCAUAACCACCCAUUGCUUGCCAACUUCGAUACGCACCUCCGCUAUCUCUCACGUUACUAUGGACCAUAUUGUCAUUCAACCAUUAUGAAGUCACUUUUUGACUACGUGAACGGUCGCAUCAUCGAGCAUGAAAUGGAGCGAUCAGACUUCCACUUUCCUUCCACCGCAAGACUUAUGCCUAUGUUUUUACGCACGAAAGUCGGCGCUGCUGAGAUUCUGGUGUCCAUGAUGUGGCCGAAAGCUAUAUUUCCGGAAGAAGCCUACCUUAUGCAGUAUUUCCCAGCUAUACAAGAGCUUGUCCUCUUCAUUGAUUUUACAAAUGACAUCCUGUCAUACUACAAAGAGUUUGUUAUCAGACAGGAAAGGGGCAAUUUUGUGGCCAACUUUGCUGAAACACACGACAUGUCCCACUUGGAUGUUCUAAGACAUCUAGUUGGCUAUGCUCCUAAGGUAUCUUCUUCUUACCCCCAUUUAUCAGAACCCAUAUUUUGGAAUGGAUGCCGCGAAGAUGGUACAAGCAUGCUAAAAGAAAUUACAGGUUAUGGAUUCCGCAUACCGAACUUUGGAACUUAA